CUUUGUAUGACGUCACACUGGUGCAAUUGUUGAUUUUGAACUUAGCAAUUUAUUUGUGUGUUAUUUCUGCGAGAUUUUAAGCAGUUCAAAGCGAUUAUUUAAACUUUUACUAAAGCAAAAUGAAGUGUGCAGUGGCAAAUUGUGAUAGUGAAAACCAUAGGCAAGCGUGCGAUAUAAGCUUUUUUUCGUUUCCUACGGACGAAGCUCUCGCCAGAAAGUGGAUGCAGUUUUGCCGGCGAGGAAGUGCAGUAUUGAAUCCCAAAUCGAGCUACGUGUGCAUGAAGCACUUUUUUAGUGAAGAUAUAGAGAACAAUCGACAGUUCGAAAUGGGAUUUGCAAAAAAACGCCUUUUAAAGCGUGGUCCUGUGCCCAGCAUUUACUCAGAGGAUGGGGAAACCUCCCAGCGUGCCGAAAGUGUUCAGCGCGAGGAGUACAAACAGAUUGUCAGCGAGUUACUUCAGCAGAGUGAACCUGUCGCAGUCAAUGAAGCCGAGGCGAAUAACAGUGCCAACGUUGUUCCGAUUGACGAAAAUGUGGAGAAUAAGGAAAAUAACCUAGUGGAUGCAAAUCUUUCCGAAAUCCCCGCGACUUCAACACCUCGCAAAUUCUUCUACUACGACAGCAGUUUGGAGGAAGUUGAGGAGCUGGAAGCUAAACUAAAAAUACUUAAGCGAGAAAACAAGACUCUGUUAAUGGAGAACAAAAAGAAAGCAUGGAACUGGCGGCACUCUAGCAAGAGUACGGUAAGCAGAAAAAGAAGCAUGACUAUGAGGUGGAACAGCUAAAAAACGCUUGGAUGAAUACGUAAAUAUGUGUAAAAACAUGGAGAGCAAACUGCAGACCAUUUUGACGAAGGGUCAGGUUUCGAAACUGAAGCACGGCAUUAGGAAACCUACUUGGAGUCAAGAAGACAUCGCGAAUUCCAGCACGUUGUCCAGAAAACUGAAAAUGUCUGAUGUCGCUUCAUAUUAAUGUUCUUUUAAUGUACAAGUUCGUAACGAGAACUGUUCUUCAGUUCAUCCGCUUAACAUAAAGGCCCUUUUCAGCUUUACCUUCGAGAAUCCUUCGAUACCUGCAGCGUAACAUAUUUGGAAUGGGAGAAAGGCUUUUCAGUGAAUUGCACCAGCAACUCGAAUCGCUGCUGCAAGUUCUGUUUUAAUAUAUUCGCAUGUAUGUGAUAUUUUACUUUUAUUGUAUUGUAGAAUUCACAUUUUUGGAAAACGCGAUCUACAUCUGUGCCUCCGUCACUGUAUAUUAAACUUUUUAAUUUGCCCAUAUGAUCAAGCACCACCAAGUACUCCUUGCUCGAAUUGCCUCCUCUGCACACUGAACCAGGUCUUCAACAUUGAGUAUUCUGAAGGACACGCAACCAGCUCAGAGUUGGCUUGGCGCAGUGCGGCAUUUGCUUCGCUGCCAAUUGUCUGCAGCAAGUGCUCUGACCCACGCACUAAUUGCUCACCUUCAUCAAGGUACGCGUCGGAAGUUGUUUGAUUUGGCAUGAAUUCAAAAGCUAAAUCUGCAAUCAUUGGCGAUGACAUGCUGAAAAUCACGUCGCGGUAGUCAUAACCAAUGCGUGGUGUUGAUUCACAUAUUAUUUAGAAUACCUUUGAUAAUACUUUCCAAAGAUUUCAUCUUCGACUAACUCGUGGGAGCGUUGAUUCUGAAAUGGCAAACAUUUUUAACACAUGCAUUUGUCCCAACAUUAUUUUUCAUACUUACCCUAAAGACUAUAUGCACAACAC
Rhagoletis zephyria (snowberry fruit fly) is the source of this 1742-nucleotide messenger RNA. RefSeq names its product 52 kDa repressor of the inhibitor of the protein kinase-like. The record is from RefSeq and is a predicted model, not a curated record. Lineage: Eukaryota; Metazoa; Arthropoda; Insecta; Diptera; Tephritidae. Gene Ontology annotation, molecular function: sequence-specific DNA binding.